This is a messenger RNA of Torulaspora delbrueckii, 3321 nucleotides long. It is a transcript of the gene SMC6, whose product is annotated as DNA repair protein SMC6. NCBI's taxonomy places the organism in Eukaryota, Fungi, Ascomycota, Saccharomycetes, Saccharomycetales, Saccharomycetaceae. Gene Ontology annotation, biological process: double-strand break repair via homologous recombination. The coding region runs from base 1 to 3321 and encodes 1106 amino acids. Gene Ontology annotation, molecular function: ATP hydrolysis activity; single-stranded DNA binding; damaged DNA binding. Gene Ontology annotation, cellular component: site of double-strand break; Smc5-Smc6 complex; nucleus. The record is from RefSeq and is a predicted model, not a curated record. The transcript has a single exon.
AUGGCACCACGCAGGUCGAGGUCCACUAUGGAAGAUGGCCUCGAUGAUAUCGAGAACAACUUGAGAUCUCUAGCUGCAGAACAAGAAUCUGCGAGAGAUGAGCAAAAUAAGAGACAGAGGAGAUACCAGUAUGCCCCCAUGACUCAAUUCAGUACAGCUCCGGACGCAACGCAGACUGAUUCUCAAGGCGGUCCGUUAGAGGAUACACCAUCUGGUUAUAUCAAGAAGGUUUCAUUACGCAAUUUCAUGUGCCAUGAGAAUUUCGAGUUGGCCUUGGGCCCCAGGCUAAACUUCAUCGUUGGAAACAAUGGGAGCGGUAAGAGCGCUAUACUCACGGCUAUUACAAUCGGCCUGGGGGCCAAAGCCAGUGAUACGAAUAGAGGUACUUCUCUGAAGAGUCUCAUAAAGGAAGGAUGCCACCAAGCUAGGAUAACUCUUACUCUUGAAAAUGGGAAACAUGGAGCUUAUAGCCAGGGGACUUUUGGCAGUGAGAUAGUCAUACAAAGGAUUAUCAAAGCUGAUGGAGCAGCAUCAUUUAGCCUGCGGUCAGAGAGCGGUACUGAAAUUAGUAACAAGAAGAAGGAUAUCCAAGCUGUUGUGGAUUAUUUCGCCGUGCCAAUCAACAACCCUAUGUGCUUUCUCUCGCAAGAUGCUGCAAGGUCCUUUCUCACAGCCAGCACUCCUCAAGAUAAAUAUGUCCAUUUCAUGAAAGGCACUCUUCUCCAAGAUAUUACUGAUAGUUUAGACCAGGCGCGAGAAAUAAGCAAACGGGCACAGGAGAAUAUGGUGUUGCAUCAACGAAAUUUAAACGAUUUAAAGGAUGAGUUCGAAGAAGCAAGAAGAUUAUUCAAAGAGCUCAGUAAAACUACUGACUUGCAGGAAAGAAAAAAACUCUUGCAAGGAAAGUCCUUAUGGAUUGAUGUCAUUGAUAAUACAAAGGCGAGGGACAAAUUGAAAAGUGAAGCGGAAGCUCAAGAAGAGGCUAUCCGACUCAUGAAAGAAAAGAUAAAAGUGAAGAAAGACAAGAUUGAUAGAUUUAAUGUUGACGUUAAUGCGCUGAGGAGCGAAAUAGACGCCAAUGUUGCAAUUGUACUAGAAAGAGACACAGAACAUCAAAGAGCAGAGGGUGCUCUUGAUAAGAUCAAAGGUGAGUACGAGACCGAGCGACGAAAAAAGCAGUCUUUGGAAUCCGAAUCAAAAGAUUGCGAAGAGAAGGUAAAGCGCCUCGACAGGACCAUUAAUCAUAUUAAGGAAUCCCUACGAGUCGAAAUGGGGGGUGACAGGGAGGUUAUGAAACGAGAUUUGAUGGCAUUGGAAGCCGAAAACAAUAAUUUAAAGAAAAGCUUGGAAUUCUCGACAAAGAGACGACAAGAUCUGAGAAAUAACGAGACUGAACUUGUACGGCAGCGUCAGAAUGAGGUUGAUGCAAAAAGGAGAAGUAUUAAAUACAACGAAAAUGAGAUAGAACAAAUGAGCAGGGGAAAAUCUGACCUUUUAAGCAACUUUGAUUCUCGGAUGCCAUAUCUGAUCGAUGCUUUGAAAAACAGAUCGCGUGAAUUUCAAACUCCACCAAUAGGGCCUUUAGGAUUAUACAUUACUGUCAAGAGUGGGUUCGAGAGAUGGACUCGGGCUAUUCAGACACAGUUAUCGCAAUACCUGAAUACAUUUGUAGUCUCAAAUCAGCAGGACUGUAAUCGUUUGCGGGAAAUUGUACGAUCAUGUGGCGUAAAGUCAAAUUUACCAAUCAUGACUGUCACAGCGAGUAAAGUAACUCAUGAGAGGGUCCAAUGUCAGCAUCCAUCUCUUGCCGAUGCUUUAGAGUUCUCGGCUUCUGAAGUGGAAUUCGUUUUGCUUGACACAUCAAGAGUUUUAAAAGUUCUUUUGAUCCAAGAUAGAGAUGUAGCCCGUGAUUUCUUGUUGCAAAAGCCUCCUGGUUUCAAUACUGCAUUGUCGAUCAGAAACGACACUUCAGGCUAUCAGAUCACGGGAGGUCGCAGAAUAGACACUGUAUUUUACCAAACAAGGCUUAGGUUACGAGAGGGUGGUGCAGCAAACAGUGAUACAACUUACUUGAAAAACAUAAUUGCCAAAGAAAACUUGGAAUUACGAGAAAUCAAUGAAGAUUUCGAGAAAAAGCUGCGAGAGGUGCGUUCCGAGUUGAAUAUGACAGAGAUUGAAAUUAGGAAAAUACGAUCAAAGCUUGCAGAAAAUGAUUCUCAAGCAGAAAGGUUGAAGAGGAAACUGAAUACGGUCGUGGACACCGGCUCUCUGGAAUCUACGGAAAUUGAAAAAAAGAGAGCACUAGACAUGAUUGCGACUUAUGAAUCAGCCGCCAACGAAAUCAUAGCUAAGAUCAAGAAAGUGGAACAGACGAUAGAACCGCUGAAGAAGAGAUUCGAUGAGACGAAGAUUGCAUUGACCCAAGCUCGUGAGAAGCUGAGGCAAUCUAAAGAUGACGUUAGUAAUAGGAGUGCCAAAAUUCAAAAGUGGGGGGACGAUAUCACCGAUUUGGAGCGUAAAAUUGAGACCUGUGAUGCCAGUACUCGCUUUAAAAGGCGCAACAUAGAACAGCUUGCGCACGGCAUAGAGGUCCAGAUAGCUAAUGCUCAAGAAUUCUGUUCGAGAGAACAAGCAAGCGAUCCACAUUUACCAGAAGAUCAGGACGGUAUCAAGCGAGAAGUGGAACGAGUAUCUAAUAUGAUACUAAGAGCGGAAAGGAAUGUUGGUGUUUCAAAGGAAAGUGCUUCUGAGCUGCUUGAGACGUCUAGAGCCAAGUACGAGGCUGGUUACGGUACAUAUAAAGAAAUUGAUGGUGCACUCAAAAUUCUUACUCACUCUAUUGAUGUUCGUGUGCAAAAUCUGCAAGCAGCUCAAAAGUCGACAUGCCUCGACGCUGACUUGGAUUUUAGGUCAUCACUGAAAGUAAGAGGAUUUUCUGGCAAUCUCGCUUUCUCGAUACCUGCAAAGCAACUGAUGAUUUAUACCCUGACGCCCAAUGAUAACAGACCCCGGAAUGUCGACACACUUUCAGGAGGUGAAAAGUCUUUCUCGCAAAUGGCUUUGUUGUUGGCCACAUGGAAACCAAUGCGUUCAAGAAUCAUCGCUUUAGAUGAAUUUGAUGUUUUCAUGGAUCAAGUCAACAGAAAAAUGGGCACGCGGCUGAUUUUAGAGAAGCUCAAGAAUAAUUCCAGAACACAAACCAUCAUCAUCACGCCUCAAGAUAUUGGUAGGAUUGCUGACUUGGAUAGUAGUGGUGUGGAGAUUCAUAAAAUGCGAGACCCUCGGCGGCAGAAUAAUUCAACUUACUACGCGCAUGGCUGA